Messenger RNA from Condylura cristata (star-nosed mole), 609 nucleotides. RefSeq names its product LY6/PLAUR domain containing 8 (gene LYPD8). Gene Ontology annotation, biological process: defense response to Gram-negative bacterium. The record is from RefSeq and is a predicted model, not a curated record. Lineage: Eukaryota; Metazoa; Chordata; Mammalia; Eulipotyphla; Talpidae.
AUGGAUGGACCCUACUCCUAUGUUGGCAAAGAUUCCUUGAGCUGUGUGCAAUGUGAUUCACUGAUGAAUUCCUGUGUUAACAGCAGCACCACUGAAUGUUCUGAUACAGCUGUCAGCUGUACCAGUUUUUUGAUCAACUUCUCUCUAGGUGAGCCUGGGUGUGUGCACCUCAUCAGUUUCCACUAUGCAGGAACUGAAGAGGGUGGUGAGCAGGAAAGGAACAUUAAGGUGCCCCAGACUGUGCAAGGAGAAGGUAUGUAUAAGGCCUGUUAUGAGAAGAAUUGCACCAAUAAUAGCGACAAGCAUGAGGCUUUCACCCUCCAUGUGUCUGAUGGAGAACGCUUCCAUUUGAGCCAGUGCUGCCAAGGAAAACAGUGCAAUGAUACCCACAAUGCCCUAGAUUCUCCAGUGGAAAAUGUGUCCAGUAAUAUAAUAUGCCAAGCAUGUUCUGGAUCUAAUGAAAGUUCCUGCAAUGUGAAAUCCAGGAAAUGUUAUAAAGAUGAACAAUGUGUUGAUCUAGUUGCAGAAUUUAAGAAUGGUUCCUUCAACUGUGUCCUUUUAGAAUUCAGCAGCCUUGGUGAAGGCUUGGGCUCAGGCAUCAUCUUCUGA